Messenger RNA from Symbiodinium sp. CCMP2456, 7455 nucleotides. Lineage: Eukaryota; Dinophyceae; Suessiales; Symbiodiniaceae. The record is from the annotation of a GenBank genome assembly.
AUGGCCAUUAAUGGCGAGACCGGUGAGUUGGAAGUUGUACCGGGCGAAACAGUGGGCCGCGACAGAACCGAGGGCUUCACAGUGACCUGCACCAUCACAGCCCAGCAGACAGCCGAGCUCGCGGCUUCGGCGACGCUUACAGUUCAGGUGGAUCAGGGCGUCUCGUAUGGAGCCGACCCGCUGGUUUUCGAAGUCGUUGGCGGAGCGAGGUAUGUACCCACAGUCCAGCAAGCAGUUGGCAACGUCUGGACUUUUGAUACGCUUCAGUGCAAUCCUUCAGAUGCAACCUCCAUGCUUCGCUUGGCUCAAGACGGGACGCUGAGUUGGCAAGCGGCCCAAAACGGUGGAGUUUCGGAUCUCGGGACGCUUGCAACCAGUGACGGCGGUAUUUGUAGUGCUCGUGCGGUGCCAAGCGUAGGAAGCUUGGAAACUGUUCGCUCCCGGUUUGUGGCAGUGAAACCGAAAGUAUGGACAUCCUUCAGCUAUGUAGCCAGCUGGGAAGUUACAGUCGGACAAACUGCUCCUACAGCCAGGCCCACAGAACCCACCCAGGCUCCACGACUGCUGCCGCCUUCAUCCUACACAGGAAAGUGCAGCGACGGUGUUACUUUGGAUGUCGUCACAGGCCAGGCAACUUACCAGGGCUAUCACGUCUUCGACAUGGACUUGACGAGCGGCUCUGUGCGGUUAGCCCCUGAAGAAGCACUGGCAAGUACCUUUGUGGCGACAAGUGGCAGAGGAAAGCUGAUGUUCAGCUGUGAGAUCUUUGCCCUCUACCAGUAUCCCCCGUUCGGGGCGGGGCCAUUCCGUCGGACCGUGGUGGACAUUACUGUGCAGGACGACACUUGCUGGCCUGAAGCCGAGCCCAAGCCCAAGUUUGCGAGCUACGUAUCGCUGCAGAAAAACAGCGAUUCUGCGUGCCGAUGGGCAUGCCGGAGCGACAAGACUUGUGCCUACUAUUCCUAUUCCGCUUCUCGGGGGUGCAGGAAGUGGACAAAACUCUGCACCUUCGAUAGCCCCGGGUGCGAAGAGCCAGUCGAUGAGACUUAUGCCAGGGUAUCCGAUUGCUCGGAGCGGAAAACCUGCAUCCGGAUCACAACCCGGGAGAAGAACUAUUUGAAUGGGCGCUACUGCUACUUCGGGGAGAAUCGCUAUCCAGGCGGCUUGGUCUUCCUGAAGGAAGGCAUCACAAGCUACGAGAGCUUUUGGCUCCACCGCAAAGAAGGAGCUAACGGGAACUGGGUUCUCCAGCGACCAGGACCAGGCGACUACCAAAACGCCUCUGCGGCCUACAUGGCGUUCGGAGGUGAAGUGGUGGCCGAUACCGGCUCGGAGGGUGACAUCAUCAACGAAGCUUUCGCGGACGGCAGGAAAACGGUCUUUUUCAGCCUCGGAAGCAGAUUUUUGGUUGCCUAUCUCGAAGUGGAGACACUCCACUGUGACUCUCCGAACAUGACUUUCGCGGACGACAGGGUUACUGCUAUAGAGGAAGGGGUGCAGACGCUUGUGGUGGAUGACCCAUCCACCGAGACGAUCAACGACUUUUGGCUGCAUCCUUGCAAUUGUGCUCCGCCUGCCUGGGGGCAGAACUUGCCUGUGACAAGCGAGUCCUUUUCAGCAAUCCCGGCAGGCAGCCAGAAUAGGUUCAGGCCGCCGCCCUUUCCCGUCGUCACAGGUGAGCUUUCGUGCGAACUUUCGGCACUCAUAAACAUCAUUUACGAGACAGAGGUGCAAGCUGUGGAUGCAGAGGAAUGUCAAAGCCAGUGUUCACAGACUCAAGCAUGCAAGUACUUCCUCGCUGGUGAAGUUCUCAAUGCCAAGCAGUGCCGGUUGUUCAGCCAGUGCACAGAACUCUGGCGUGAGAUUGGUUUGUCAGGCACUCUUUAUUCCUUCCCUAAGAAUGUUGAAGUUUGCGCCAUUUCUGACCCGGUGCUCUGUUGGCAUACCACCAAGCGUCGCCAGAGUCUGCGUGCUUAUUAUGACACUGCCUCCACGCAGUCCCUGAUGAGAGCGCCAUGCUUGGAUCAGACUCUCUUCGAGAGGUGCGACGAUUUCCUCUUCGUUGGCGGCCUGGGAGUCGAAGAGUGCUCGCCAUGCAGGUAUAUGGAUUCAACACAGGCUGGGCUUGACAACAUACUCAGCAAGAGACUCUUGCCGAAGCGCUUUGACCAUGGCACGAUGCUGAAGGUGAGCUGUUGGGGUGAGAGGUAUACUUCCUUAGCCGACAAACGCCCGACCUCUGGCUUCGCUCUGACCUGUGCCACUGGAAGCUGGUUUGCCGCGAGCGGCUCGAAAGGCCUUGCAAACUUCCAGUGCAGCGCCUACAUCCAGGUGGUGAACAGCUACUAUAAAGACUUGGACGUGCGAAACUGGCAGGAGUUGUUCUUCUACCGAUGGUUUGCAACCGGAAUUUCUCUCGAGCGGAAACAUGGCUCUUCCGAGAGUCUCGGAGACUUUUACGUACAGCCGGAUGCGGACGGAGCGCCCGUGGAGCGAAAAUUCCGAGAUGUGAGAACCGGUCGUUGCUUGAGCACCACAGGUGGGAACUUGAACUCCGAAUCCUGCAUCAACUCUGCGGAGCAGCUCAUGGAUGGUACUACGGUGGCUACCCAGUACUAUCAGAGAUACAAGCGUGACAAUGACAAGGAGGUGCGCAGAACCACGGCGCGAGGUCUUGGAAGUCUCUUGGACCUCGAGGGCGACAUCAACUGCGACGAAGGGAAUGUGGCAGGUCUCGUCCUGAGCAAGAUCAGCUUCAGCCAGGGCCUGAUCGUCGGAAACUGCGUGGUCGGAGCCGUCGAUGCCGACUCCAAAACGGCCCCGAAGACCGUGGAUCUGAGCUUCCAGAUCCAGAACAGUCUCUACAAGAAGUGCUUGGUCAUAGGUCCUUGUGGCGCCGGUGUUGACAUUGCAGUUCCUUGCAUCCAGAGCGGGCUCCAGGCCUGCGAUGGAGGUCCAGCUCAGUCCUUUGUUCGGGGGCCACUCGUCGAAUCCGAUGCGCCUUCUUAUCGGGAAAUGUACAAGCUGCGGAACGGCGGGAAGAACGUGGAGCUUGCAUUUCAGCUCAUUGACUACAGUACAGUAGCAUGGCAGCUGCCCGACAGCGGCCUGUACGAGAACCGCUUUGCGAUCAAGGAGGAAAAAAGAGUUGGCAGCUCUGUGCAAGCGAACUACGUGUCUCUUGAGGCCAUCAAAGGCGGAGGAGACAUCCGCGGUCAGCGAGAGUUCUUCCCAUAUUUCAACUCCAAACCGGCCAACUCGGGUGACUCUUUUGUGUGGACGAUGUCUACGACACUGUCAGACACAGAAUUCGAACUGGAUUGCGGAGCUGGUUUCGUGCUCCAACAGUUCUUGAAGCUCCAAGUUCAGGUUCGAUACUCUUGUGUUCGCCUGGCGAGCCUCGGUGCUUGCGCUGAGCAAACCUCCGUUCAACAGAUCAUUGGCAACACUGCUGCCCGGAUUGACAUGGAUUGCGGCAGUGAUCGUAGCAUUCAAGCGAUCUUCGGAGAGUACGAUGCUGCUGGAAAGUGGGCUCGCUUCCGCUUUCGUUGCUGUCAAAUCGCGGCCAACCCGAUCCUUUUUCGGAGAACCUCUGACGGUUGGGUCGAUUCGGAGCUCAGAGAUGGGGAGCUCGGCAUCUAUGCACCGGUUGGAAUUGAUGACUUUGGCCGACCACAGUUUGACAUGGAGCUGAGCUUCUGCAAGUCCUGCGGCUUUCGAACGACCUACUCGUUCGAGCAUAAUGCUGACAAGGGUGAGUGGUGCGCUUCUCGAAGGAGGUCUGCAUCUACCUGUGUCUCCAGCGACUUGGUCCAUCCGCUGGAUGAACAGCUCGGCGGAGACAGCUGGCAGGCCGUCCCGGUAGACAGCUUCGAUGCAAGCUCUCAAGGUGGCGGAGGAGCACGCCUUCCCAGAAGGUACACAGCGAAGCGGGCUCCACCACAAUUGCGCUUCGAGUCGGAGGACCCACAGUUUGCACCCGAAUGCAAAGACGAGAGCACUCCCGGCACUGCCACAUUUUCACAAGAAGAGAUGAACCAGGUAGCAGAGGAGCUGACAACAUCCAACCCUGAUAACCCUUGUGCAAAUAUCUUCAGCACGCCAAAGACGAAGAAGCAAAGCACCGGAACAGAGUUCUUGGAUAAGACCAUCGCGGGAUUGCAAGCCCGACCCGACGUCUCGACAUUCUUCCCUCAAGAGAACGACAUAGAGGAGGAGGGACAGGGCAGCUCCUGGUAUGAGUGGAAUCUUAAAGACGUGGACCAGCCUGGAGAGAGUGGCAUUACUUACAAGAACACCAAGGGAUGCGACGAUCGCCAGGGUGAGCGUGAUAAAGUCGUGGAAGCAUGGGAGGAGGAACACGAGAGGAGAGCUGCAUACUCCACCCUCGUGGCGGAGAAUCUCAUUCCAUGGUUGGAAGCAAAUCCGCGUGUCCAGGUAUCCUUUUUUGGCAACGGCUUUGAGAUCCCCGUGGGUGAGAUCCUCACGAUUCCUGUCAAGGUCGGCCAGGCUCUCUUCGACUUCAAUGAAGAGCUGCACAAGUCGGCGGAGGAAGUGAUCGCUGCGAAUGCCAAUGACAACGAUUGCAGCUCACUGGCGCACGGAAUGGCCCGCAUGUUCUGCGACUUGCACUGUAUCCGCGACGUUGUGCAGAAGGGAGAUGCAGCCAUCCUGUCAAGUUUGCAGACUGGCGUCAAGACCAUCCAGCAGGAAAUGCGUGAUCUUUUUGAGUUCUACUUCUCGGACACUGGCUCGGGAACGUCAGCAAACCUCCUUCAGCAGACGCAGGACAUCCGCGCAGGCAUUGCCAGGAAUCUGGCAGACAUGCAGUCCAUGGUGCGUUCGGAUUUGCAGCCGGUGGCGCUCACAGCGAUGCACCGGGCUCUUUCAGCCCGCUCCCGCAAGGAUGCACUGAAGAGCUCAUCAAACCUGACGUCGGCCAUGCAUGCUGCUUCGAAGGAGAUUUCGGCGUUGCACGCGACGAUGCGGGCCGCGACCUCCAAGCAGCUGUCGACGUCUGCGGCAAUUGAGCGCAGGGCCGCUGCCUACGCCCGGGACAUGAACAGGGUCCUGCGGACCGAGACGCACACUCUGGGAGUCUAUCUCCGGGCUUCCUCGAACAGUCGGCUCUGGCAACGGCGACUAUCAGAAUUUGGCGUAUCUGGCUUGCAGGAAGAUGUCCGUCGCCUCUCUUUAAGUUCUGCUCUCCGCGCACUCGACACGCUCUGGUGGACGCUGCGAAGCAGCAUUGACCGGUACUUGGACUCGUACGAGAAGUACUUGAGGUCCUUCCAGCAGGCUGUGCAGCUGCUAGAGACGUACACGCAAUGCAAGGCCAGCUUCCAGGACCUUCGCUGGGCCUACACCAGCGUCCGGCGGAGCCGGGCAGCCGAGCAAGGCAUCUUGCAGGAGGCCUGGGCCACGGCAGAGUCCACUUUGGGGCUCAUUGCUGCCCAGAUCUCCGACACCCAGCUGCUUGCAGAGCUCGCAACCAAUGAUGCACACCAACUCCUGGACUCGCUGGUACGAGAUAGCCAAGGUCAUGAAAGUCAGUUGUGCCAAGGGAGUGAGGCCUUUCUCGAUGCAGCACAGGAAGGGCUCGCUAACGGCUUCUUCGGGCAAACGGUGAAGCAGUUGGGAACGGCUUUUGUGGAGAUGGCACACCUGCACCAAAGGUUUGCCUCUGCGCAGUCGGAGGGCUUUGGGGCAGUGCUGAAAGAGGCCCAGCAGCGAGUUUCCGGGGCCGUGGCGGCCGUGUCCGUGAACGAAACGGUGCAGCAGCUUUGGACCAAGUGGAAGAUCUCGAACUGUGCCCUGCUUCAGACCGGGGCCUACAGCACUUCCGACUGGGGCAGACGCUAUGGCUACGGGAAGAGAUAUUAUGGCUACCACCCCUCCCCCCCACCACCAUCACCCGAGCCAGAAUGGGCCAAAAGGCUCGAGGCGCAGCAUGGAAAGCUAAUGGAGAACCAGGUCGUCUUCCACAACGAGUCCACGGGGAAUGAGGAGAACAUCCAAGAGGGCGUGGAUAAUCUACAGGUUGCACUGGUCAUUCCGGAUCAAGACCCAUUGCCGACGCCUCCUCCCGGAGAUUGUGAUCCGGGCAUGAACUUAAGCGGACCUGUGUGCUACGAAUCGCAGACGCCCUGCCAGCUCACCAUCAGCAACGACCCGGCCCGUGCCGCUGCCCAGGGCGAAAUAAUCCCUGGUUGUCUGCUCAUGAAGAACCGGAGCCAGGAGCUCUUCCAGUUUUGCAACGACGCAAUCGAAGACAGGGAAGUCAUCGUGGCGGCCUGCAGUGCAAACCUGAGCUUCCAGGUGGCCCUUGCGGCGUUUCUGUCCGUCAACGACACUUGCCAGUUACAAGGCUGCAAUGCGGACAAUGGCAUUCAGUGUGGGGAGCCAUGGUCAGGGAACGAUGUUGAUUAUCGGGCGAUCCUGUCCACAGUGGUGCCCCCAAACGCCUGCGUGUACGUCAUGCAGCAACCUGUGUCUCCCACGCCGGGCAACGCCACGGCGAAUCUCGAAAUUUCGUCUGCAUCGUUGACAACGACGACAACGGCGAGCCCCACAACCACCACCUUGACGACAACCUCAAGCACCACUGCAUCGGCGACAACUACAUUCAGUGCGACGACCACCACCACAACGACGACCGCAACGACAACCUCAAGCACCACAGCACCAGCGACAACUACAUUCACUUCGACGACCACCACCACCACGACGACCACCACCACAACAGCGCUGUGCCGACAGUACCCUGCCUCCUGUUUGGAUCUCUUUCAGAAUGGGAGCUUGGCUGAUGGCGUGUACACCGUGAAAGUCAGAGAUUUGGAUGACAAUGUCCAAGACACGGACCUAUUCUGUGACAUGACCAACGGAGGUUGGACCCUGGUCGGCCAAAUUGCUGUCCAGAUCGCCAUCAACAACGAUUGGCUUCGUGCCUACCACAACGAAUCCCAGCUUCAAGCUCGAACCAUCACCAACAAUACGUGGGCCAGCAUUCCUGCAAUCGACAUGGCCGUGAACUGCGCAUCGGAGGUCCGGCUCAGUAACGACGAUGCCAGCAAAUCCGUGAGGUGGGAGAUGGACGCGGACCGCGAAAUCUCGACUUGGUGGAACCAGUCUGCAGGGACGGGCGUGAUCGACGCCGCACCAGGCCACCAAGUGCUUGUCCAUGACCAAAGUGGCGACAACGAGACCUGUUGGCAAAAUCGCUACGGCAUCAUGAAGCUUUCGAGUCACGGCGGAUCGUACCCCGCUGCUACCAUCAACGAUCAAGGCAACACACUUCCGGAUGAUCUCUGCUUGGCUGUUGGUGUGCUACCCCUUGGUUCCACAUCCAACGGGUUUACUCAAAAUGGGAACGGAUACGACGCUCCCACAGACAACACUGACUGGCCAAAUGCUGAACUGAAAGGUAUCCCCAGUCUAAAUGUCUGGCUGAAGUAA